AUGUUCAUAUCUAUAUAUCUAUCUAUCUAUCUAUCUAUCUAUCUAUCUAUCUAUCUAUCUAUCUAUCUAUCUAUCACAACCUAUCCAUAUCUAUCUAUCUAUCUAUCUAUCUAUCUAUCUGAACCCAUUCAUAAACAUCUAUCUAUCUAUCUAUCUCAACCUCCUGUUCAUAUCUAUCUAUCUAUCUAUCUAUCUAUCUAUCUAUCUAUCUAUCUAUCUCACAACCUAUCCAUAUCCAUCUAUCUAUCUAUCUAUCUAUCUAUCUAUCGGAACCUAUUCAUAACCAUCUCUCUAUGUAUCUAUCUAUCUAUCUAUCUAUCCAUCUAUAUACUCUCUCAUAACCUGUUCAUAUCUAUCUAUUUAUCACAACCUAUGCAUAUCUACCUAUCUCAGCCUGUUCAUAUCUAUCUAUCUAUCUAUCUAUCUAUCUAUCUAUCUAUCACAACCUAUCCAUAUCUAUCUAUCUAUCACAACCUAUUCAUAACCAUCUAUCUAUCUAUCUAUCCAUCUAUAUCAACCUGUUCAUAUCUAUCUAUUUAUCACAACUAUGCAUACCUACCUAUCUCAGCCUGUUCAUAUCUAUCUAUCUAUCUAUCUAUCUUGCUGUUACUUUAUAUCUCUCUAAUAAAUAAGCCGUCAUAUAAUACCUGA
Acanthosepion pharaonis is the source of this 651-nucleotide messenger RNA. Lineage: Eukaryota; Metazoa; Mollusca; Cephalopoda; Sepiida; Sepiidae. The record is from the annotation of a GenBank genome assembly.